AUGACUGAUCAGAAGGUGGCAACAAUGGUGCUGAUGGUUGAUCUCCAGUGCCCUCACUGCUACAAGAAGAUCAAGAAAGUUCUUUGCAAAUUUCCUGAAAUCAGAGACCAGGUAUAUGAUGACAAGCAAAACACGGUGACAAUCACCGUAGUUUGCUGCAAUCCGGAGAAGAUUCGUGACAAAUUGUGCUGCAAGGGUGGGAAGACCAUUCAGAGUAUUGAUAUCAAACCGCCACCAAAGCCCAAGGAGCCCGAGAAGCCCAAAAAGCCCAAAUCUGAUGGAAAAGGUGAGAAACCUCCUGAAAAACAAGCAGACAAGCCCAAAGAAGNUUGCAAGGGUGGGAAGACCAUUCAGAGUAUUGAUAUCAAACCGCCACCAAAGCCCAAGGAGCCCGAGAAGCCCAAAAAGCCCGAAUCUGAUGGAAAAGGUGAGAAACCUCCUGAAAAACAAGCAGACAAGCCCAAAGAAGUCCCCAAAUCUGACCCACCAAAAGCAAAUCCUCCAACUCCCAACCCACCACCACUUGAGCCUGUGAUGGUGCCUGAACCUGUGUGUGGCUACCCACCUAUUUAUCCAGGUGGAGUAUGUUGUGGGUCUUGUUAUGAAGGUCGUAUUGGGGGCCCAUGUUAUCACGGCUACGGAAGGCCCCCACCCCCACCACCAUGUUUUGACAAUUAUGGUUAUGGGCAUUAUGACUAUGGAAGGGGUUGCUAUGUGAGAAACGAUUAUUUUAGUGAAGAAAAUCCCUCAGCAUGCACAAUCAUGUAG
This is a messenger RNA of Ilex paraguariensis (yerba mate), 768 nucleotides long. The record is from the annotation of a GenBank genome assembly. NCBI's taxonomy places the organism in Eukaryota, Viridiplantae, Streptophyta, Magnoliopsida, Aquifoliales, Aquifoliaceae.